AACAAAAGAAAAGGUUAGACCUUAAACUAUGUUAACACAACUCUAUACAACUGAAGAGGAUCCGGCCUUGUGUUCGAUAAUCUGGGGUGGUAAUUUCACCGUAACGCCUGUUGUACACGAGAAUGACAGUCAGGCCAUCACAGCCGCCUCAACAUCUCACAAUAUCAUUUCUUCGGGCGCCUCAGAGACUCUUGUGGACAAUCGUGUUUCUGCCGCUGCUGCUGCAACUGCGGCGGGAAGUUUUAUAAAUGGUGCUACGGCCGUUGGCAAUAUUGUGACAAAUAAUGCUGGUUCCAUAAGUGUGGGUGAUAAUUUACGCGAUGAUCUUUAUAUAACAAAUGAGGAUCCGCGCACCGAGGCAUUGCGGGAAUAUUCGUACGGUAUAAUCUUGCCCAUCAUCUGUGCGCUGGGUAUCAUUGGCAAUGUCCUCAAUCUCAUCGUAUUGACGAGGCGGAAUAUGCGUGGAACGGCUUACAUUUAUAUGAGAGCCUAUUCCACAGCCGCAUUGCUAGCCAUUGUCUUUGCUAUUCCCUUUGGCAUACGAAUGUUGGUGCACAAGGACAGAGGGCAAUGGGAAGAAUUUGGGCCGGCCUUUUAUACAGCUCAUUUGGAAUUGUUCCUAGGCAAUGGGUGUUUGGGUGUGGGAGUUAUGAUGCUCUUGGUUUUGACAAUAGAACGUUACGUUUCAGUGUGCCAUCCCAGUUUUACAAGACCAGUAAUGGGACCUCCCGGAGUUAUAGUAUUCCUAACCACUCUGAUUACCUUUAUCAUAUAUCUUCCGAGUGUUUUCCGUGGGGAACUUAUCAAGUGUGUGCUGCAGACCGAUGGUCGUUAUGUAUACUUUCGAAGAGAUAAUAAUGCCUUUAUGACAACAAUUUUUUAUAAUGUCUACAAGGUAAUGUUGGAAGUGAUAUUUAAGCUAAUACCCACUGUCCUCAUCGCCGGCCUAAAUUUACGCAUUAUGAUGGUUUAUCGUCAGACUUGUGAGAAACGACGUAAGAUGACGUCGUCACGUGCCUCAUACAUAAAAGAUGCUGAAGAGAAACGUUUGUUUUUAUUGCUGGGAAGCACGUCUAUUUUGUUUUUGGUUUGUGUAUCACCCAUGGCCAUUUUACAUAUGACAAUUGCAUCAGAUGUUCUGCCGAGUUUUUCAUUUCAGGUGUUCCGAGCAUUGGCCAAUCUAAUGGAGUUAACCAAUUAUUCGAUCACAUUCUAUAUAUAUUGUCUAUUCAGUGAGGACUUUCGCAAUACAUUGAUAAGGACCAUAAAAUGGCCGUGGAUAAGAACACAACUGUGUCAUCAAGUCGAUGAGGUAUCUGCCAAGCAAACGCCUCUAAAUAACUUCGAUAAAUUAACUUUGCGAAAUCAUCACAUAACCACAACAUCGGGAGUGUGUACGGGAAUCGGUCGUUCCAGUAGCAUUUGAUGCAAAGUUCCCAUUAUACUAUGAUAGCUUGUAAGAUUUAAUUAAUUUAAUUUGUUUUUUCUUUCUUAAUGGUAAGUUCCAAAAAUGUAAUGCAAAAAAUACUUUAAAUUACUGAAGAAAAUGUGUACACUUUAAGGGUUGGUAAGAG
Messenger RNA from Musca domestica (house fly), 1574 nucleotides. RefSeq names its product probable G-protein coupled receptor B0563.6. The record is from RefSeq and is a predicted model, not a curated record. Lineage: Eukaryota; Metazoa; Arthropoda; Insecta; Diptera; Muscidae. Bases 29 to 1426 code for a protein of 465 amino acids. Gene Ontology annotation, biological process: G protein-coupled receptor signaling pathway. The transcript has 9 exons. Gene Ontology annotation, cellular component: membrane. Gene Ontology annotation, molecular function: G protein-coupled receptor activity.